AUGUCGUUGUUGCUUCGGUCUGCCAUCGUAUCCGCGCUGCUAAAGUCCCCGCACGGAUAUUCUGUGUCAACUCUCUCCCGGGAGGGAUCCAGCUACAGCCCACCAGCAGGCGUCACAGGCCUCAAAAGUGAUUACACGCACGGUUCCCUCGUUCAAGCGCUAAAGGGCCAGGAUGUGGUUGUGUCGGCCAUUGCAGGCGCCGCCGUACCCGAGCAGGCCAAGGUAAUUGAUGCUGCAAUCGAGGCAGGAGUAAAGAGGUUCAUUCCGAGCGAUUUUGGCAGCGAAACACGGAAUAAGAACUCGCAUUCGCGCGUGCCUUUUUUCGUGCUGAAGGACCAGGUCCAAAAAUACCUCCUGGAGAAGCAGGAAACGAUCGAGUGGACGAUUUUCCUUUCUGGGCCCUUUUUGGAUGAAACCCUGAAAACAGACUUCCUCGGCUUGGACAUCGCCAACAAAACUACAACCUUCUGGGACGAAAGGUACAAAAACGUACCCUUCUCGACCUCGCGCCUCCCCCUCCUCGCUGACGCAAUCUCACAAUCCCUCGCCCCCACCAUCUCUCCAAACACAGCCAACCGAGUCCUCGCUAUCCGCGACGUCACCGUGACCUUCGCGGAGAUACUCAACGCUCUGGAGACAGCCACAGGCUCUGCAUGGCCGCUUAAUCAUGCCGACCUGGAUCAGCUGUUUGAGGAAGGCAAGGCAAAGGCCGCAAGGGGCGAUGCCAGUGGUGUUUCGCAUAUGAUUGUGCGGAAUAUUCUGGAUGUGGAGUCUGAGGGUGACUUUGAUGAGAGGGGGAUCGUUUCUAAUGGGUUGGUGGGGGUGGAAGGGUGGGAAUUGCAGAGGAUUGUGGAUGCCGUCGUUGCGGAGGUGCAGAACAAAAAGGCCGUGAAGCAGUAA
Messenger RNA from Histoplasma mississippiense, 900 nucleotides. RefSeq lists its product with no specific name. Lineage: Eukaryota; Fungi; Ascomycota; Eurotiomycetes; Onygenales; Ajellomycetaceae. The record is from RefSeq and is a predicted model, not a curated record. The coding region runs from base 1 to 900 and encodes 299 amino acids. The transcript has 3 exons.